AUGCAUCGAACUUAUUCCAUGCGCCAGUCGCGCGCACCCACAGCUUCAGAACUCGAGAACCCGCCUCCUCCCCCUUCCACCACCAAGACCAACCGACUGUUUGGAAAGAUUAGCUUUGGACAUGCUUUCCGAAAACAAACAGCAGGAGCUUUUGGUCCCGAACUAUCUAAAAAGCUUUCUCAGCUGGUAAAAAUGGAGAAAAAUGUCAUGCGUAGCAUGGAGUUAGUUGGGAGAGAGAGAAUGGAGGUUGCACAACAACUCUCCUAUUGGGGAGAGGCGUGCGAUGAUGACGUUUCGGAUGUCACCGAUAAGCUAGGAGUAUUAAUAUAUGAAAUUGGCGAACUAGAGGACUAUUAUGUUGAUCGAUACGACCAGUAUCGGGUUACUAUGAAAAGCAUUCGGAACAUCGAGGCAUCUGUGCAGCCAAGCAGAGAUCGGAAGCAAAAAAUAACCGAUCAGAUAGCCCAUCUGAAAUACAAAGAGCCCAGUUCCCCUCGAAUCGUGGUAUUGGAACAGGAAUUGGUUCGUGCUGAGGCAGAAUCACUUGUUGCAGAGGCACAGCUAUCCAACAUCACGCGAGAAAAGAUAAAGGCAGCAUUUAGUUACCAAUUUGAUGCCCUCCGUGAACACUGCGAAAAACUGGCUAUUAUUGCUGGGUACGGAAAGCAUCUUCUUGAGCUUAUCGACGACACUCCAGUCACCCCUGGGGAGACUCGGAACGCGUACGAUGGGUACGAUGCUAGCAGGGCAAUCAUUCAAGAUUGUGAAGAUGCAUUAACGCAUUGGGUCUCCUCCAAUGCAGCAGUGAACUCCAAACUAUCUACCCGUUCACGCACCCUGUCCCAACGUCGCCGGAAGAACAUUUCCAAGACUCGCAGUGGGGGUGUGGACCUGGCAAUCCAGGAUCCACCCUUCAAGGGUGACCGCGAGUCUUGGGUCCCUGCUCAACAGCAUCCUCACUAUAAACACCAUGCAGGCGAUGACGAUGACGAAUAUGGUGAUGAAGAAGUCCUAGAAACAAACGGCGAGCGAAGACAACGUGAGAGGCACCCAGUUACAGCGUGA
This is a messenger RNA of Paracoccidioides lutzii Pb01, 1065 nucleotides long. RefSeq names its product sphingolipid long chain base-responsive protein LSP1. Bases 1 to 1065 code for a protein of 354 amino acids. The record is from RefSeq and is a predicted model, not a curated record. Gene Ontology annotation, cellular component: eisosome filament; plasma membrane. Gene Ontology annotation, biological process: eisosome assembly; negative regulation of protein kinase activity; endocytosis. Gene Ontology annotation, molecular function: lipid binding. The transcript has 4 exons.